This is a messenger RNA of Colletotrichum higginsianum IMI 349063, 228 nucleotides long. RefSeq lists its product as uncharacterized. Lineage: Eukaryota; Fungi; Ascomycota; Sordariomycetes; Glomerellales; Glomerellaceae. The coding region runs from base 1 to 228 and encodes 75 amino acids. The record is from RefSeq and is a predicted model, not a curated record. The transcript is spliced from 2 exons.
AUGAACCCUAGCGAAUCGCAUCGUGAACUUGCAAGGUUUUGGGGGAAAGGUCGUGCCCACAAUCACCCGCACCCACACCACACCGAGCUGGGGGGAUACCCCUGGUCCAACCGGGGCCGAUGCCGACCCCAUCGGGAUCCGGAACCCCGACACGACUUCGACCACCAGUCCUGUCAUGUCAGGCUCGGCUUCGGCUUCCCCAAUAGGCAUUCGGUUUCAACCACUUGA